CUUUCACUUUAAAACUACCGAACUGUGUAUACUGUCGCUCCAAAAAAAUGAGCAGAGCAGAAACCGUGUGUCUUUCUCUAUUAAGCAAUUGCAAAACUCUCUUGAACCUCAAGCAAAUCCACUCCUUGGUUUACAAAUCCGGCCUGGAAACCAACCCAUUUAUCGCCGGAAAACUCAUACUUGUCUCUGCUGUUCAAAUCCCUGACUCUAUUAAUUACGCUCGUCGUCUCCUAAUUCACAAUCCUAACCCAGAUGUAUUCAUGUACAACACCCUCAUCCGUGGUGAAUCCGAAUCACCAAAGAACUCGGUUAACGCGUUCGUUUACAUGUUGCGCCAGUCAAAUUACCCUCCUGAUACUUUUACUUUUGCUUUUGUGUUGAAGGCGGUGGCGAAUUUGCAGUGUUUGAGAACUGGGAUUCAGUUGCAUUGUCAAUCUAUGGUUCGCGGGUUUGAUGCUCAUGUAUUUGUUGGGACUACAUUGGUUAGUAUGUAUGCUGAAUGUGGGUUUCUUGAGUUUGCUUGGAAGGUGUUUGAUCAAAUGCCUGAAAGAAAUGUUGUGGCGUGGAAUGCAAUGAUUACGGGGUGUUUUAGAGGGAAUGAUGUGAGCGGUGCAGAUAGAGUGUUUGGUUUAAUGCCGUUUAGGGAUUUGACUACUUGGAACGUGAUGCUGGCAGGGUGUGCUAAAGCUGGGGAAGUUGAGCGUGCCAAGGGGUUGUUUUUGAAGAUGCCGAGUAGAGAUGACGUUUCUUGGAGUACUAUGAUUGUUGGGUUUGUUCAUAAUGGUUGUUUUGAUGAGGCAUUUGGGGUUUUUAGGGAGUUGGUUGGGAGUGGAAAUAGGCCGAAUGAAGUGAGCUUGACGGGUGUUUUAUCUGCGUGUGCUCAAGCUGGGGCGUUUGAGUUUGGGUUAGUAUUGCAUGGAUUUGUAGAGAAAGUGGGAUUUGUAUGGAUUAGUUCUGUGAACAAUGCGCUUUUGGAUAUGUACUCCAAGUGUGGAAAUGUGUUGAUGGCUCGUCUUGUCUUUGAGAGAAUGCCGGGGAAGAAGAGCAUUGUUUCUUGGACUUCUAUGAUUGCAGGGUUUGCAAUGCAAGGAUAUGGUGAUGAGGCGAUAAAGCUUUUUCAUGAGAUGGAAGAAUCUGGGACAAGGCCUGAUGGGAUCACUUUUAUUUCAGUCCUUUAUGCAUGUAGUCAUGCUGGCUUAGUUGAACAAGGUCAUGAGCUUUUCAGUAAAAUGACAGGAGUUUAUGAUGUUGAACCAACUAUUGAGCAUUAUGGUUGUAUGGUUGAUUUGUAUGGCAGGGCUGGUCAGCUGCAUAAGGCAUAUAAUUUCGUGGUUCAAAUGCCAGUAACACCCAAUGCUGUUAUUUGGCGGACACUUCUUGGGGCUUGCAGCAUUUUCGGUCACAUUGAAUUGGCCGAGCAAGUAAAUAAAAGGCUCUCUCAGCUGGAUCCAGACAACUCUGGUGACCAUGUUUUACUGUCCAACAUUUAUGCAUUUGCAGGGAAAUGGAAGGAUGUUGCCAUGGUGAGGAGAUCAAUGGCUGAGAAGAAUAUGAAGAAAAUUCCUGGUUGGAGCACGAUUGAAGUGGACAAGGUCAUGUACAGUUUUGUGGCAGGGGAUAAACGAAAUGAGAUUAUUGAAGAGGCUUAUAAUAAACUAAGUGAGAUAAUAUUAAAACUUAAAGUAGAAGGCGGUUAUAUUGCAGAGGUAGGCAGCGUUUUGCAUGAUUUGGAAGAGGAAGACAAGGAAGAUGCUGUGUCUAAGCACAGCGAGAAACUUGCUGUUGCUUUUGGUAUGGCAAGGUUAUGUAAGGGAAGCACCAUACGAAUUGUAAAGAAUUUGAGGAGAUUAUUGGUGAGGGAUGAUUUAUGGUUCGAUCAAAUUGGCAAUGCUCCCGUUUUCAAGGUAAACAACAUUGGCAGCGAACAGAAGACUCACAUUAUGGAUGUCACGGAAUGCUCCAUGCUUGCCAUUGCAAUGAAGAAUAUGGAAAAGAGAUUGAUCGGAGGAAGUCGUACUGAUUGCUCGAGGCGACACAAUUGGUAUUUCGACACGAGUACUAGACCGCAGGUGAUGUUGGUGAGGAUUUUGUUAACUAGAGAGCACGAGUUGAAAGUUCCUGGAUUCCAGAUCCCUAAGGUGAAACGAACUAAUUGUUCUGGGGACUCUAGAGAGGCUCGUUGUUUGAGGAUUCCACCGUAUCCUUCAUUUGAAGCAUCAGUUUCUACUAUCAUAAAAGCAUCUGGGUUUGGAAUACCAGACAUGGGAGUUUUUUGACAACAGUCUUGAUUUUCCUUACCGUUUCCGUCUGAUCUCCAUGGGACUGGAUUCUUUCUAAGACGCUUGUAAAUGGGUUCGCAGAUUUUCCUAAUGUUAGGAAUAAAGUCUGCAACAUAAUUAAGACUUCCUAGAAACCUCUGUAAUUGGGUUUUAUCAAGAAUUUCAUCUGGGAAUUUGGAAGAGAACUCUAUGGCUCUACAAAUGGGUUUAUAAGUACCUUGGUAUAAGUCGUGUCCUAAAAUCUAAUUGUUGUUUGAAACAAUUUAAUCUUUUUAGCACUUACCACUAAACCAUUAUGUUUAAUAAUUUUGAAGAAAGUAUUCAAAUGUUUAAAAUGAGAAUCUAUGUCCUCAGAAAAUAUUAAUACAUCAUCUAUAUAGACAAUAGACAUAUUUCUAGAAGGAUUAAAAAUUUUAUUCAUAAUAUUCUGGAAUUCAGACGGGGCGUUUUUCAACCCAAAAGGCAUAACAUUCCAUUCAUAUUGUCCAAAAGGAACAUUGAAUGCAGUUUUGUAUUUAUCUUUUUCAGCAACUUGUAUUUGCCAAAAUCCUGAUUUCAUAUCAAACUUACUAUAGAUAUUUGGUUUGUAAGUUCUUUUUAAUAAGUCUCUUUUAUUAGGUAUCGGGUACCUAAUCCAUUGUAAUACCUUAUUUAAAGGUUUAUAAUUUAUGACUAGCCUGGGAGAUCCUCUUUCUUUUUCAACAUUUUUAUUUACAUAAAAUGCUGAACAACUCCAAGGGGAUCUAGAUGGUCUUAUUAUCUUUUUUUGUAAAAGAUCAUUGAUUUCAUUUUUACAAGUUUCCAUUAAUUCAUGGUUCAUUUGAAUUGGCCUUGCCUUUGUAGGAAUGGCUUGUUCAUUAAAACCAUCAAUAUAUGGUAACUCAACAAUGUGUCGCUUUCUUUCCCAAAAAGCAUUUGGUAAUUCUGAACAAACUUCUUUUUCAAGUUUUUCUUGAAAACUUGCUAUUUUCCCUUCUAUCACCGGGUUUUUUAAAUUUUGUUAAAUCUUUUUAAUCUUAAUUUCAUCUUUUAAGUAUGAAAUCUGAUUGGAGAGUAAAUUUAUACGGAAAAUGGUUUUUGAUUUAACAAAAUCACUUUCAUCUUGGGAAAUUGUAGAUAAAUAAGGAAAUUUAAUUUCCUUUCCUAAUACGGUGGUAUAGAUUGCAUUUAAUCCAGCAUAAUAGGUUUUUAUCUGAGUUAUAAACGGUGUUCCUAAAAUGAUUUCUUCAUUUAUAUCUUUUGUAAUCACAAAAUCAUUUAUAAAACAAAUUCCAUCAUUGCAAAUGUGGGCUUGGGAUAAUUUGUAAUUUAUUUUCAAUUUUUCUCCUGUGGCGGAGUAUAACUUAGUAGUACUUUUCUCAAAAUACUUAGUAGGUAUUAAUCCUUCCAUCAUGCAGUUUCUAUCUGCUCCUAAAUCAAUUAAAGCUAACCUAUUGAGUACGACGUCUCCUACUCUUAAAGUAAUAGGAACGUGCCAACUCUAGGUUUUAAUUAGUUGUACAACUCCAGUUGCAUCAUUGUUAGUAGAUGUUUCAAUGACUUCUUCAUUACCAGGAAGUUGUAAUGAAUCGUCAUUAUUGGAAUGGUUAUGUUCAUUAUCUUCUGAAAGAAUUUCCUUUCUUGUUUGAGAUAAUAUUUGAUCUGUGAUGUAAUCCAUUUCAACUUUGUUAAGCCUUGUUUUGACUUCUUUAAUCUUGUUGUUGACAGAGAUUAAUUCAUAUUGUAAUUCCUGUAUUGUAGGUUUCUUUUCUUUGGAAGAGAACCUACUCAUAACAUUUUUCAUGUUAAAAGGUUCAAUAUGAGGUUUAUCCUUGGAUUGAUUAAUAACAAUAUUUUUUAAUUCCUCUAAAUAUUUUUUCUUAAUUUCUUCAUCGUCAAUAUGACUUACUAAAUCAAGAAGGAAUUCUUUUGAUUUACUAGUAAUAACUCUUAUCGAGUUUUGACCACAAGUACAUAUAGUUCCUGUGCAAUUACAAUCUUCAGAUUCAGAAGAAGAUGAAGUGUUAUCAUUUUCUUCUAGAAUUGUGUAAAGUUCAUUUUUUAUCUUAUCAUCAACAUCAAGAAGAUUUAUCUUCUUUUUCUUUUUAUCAGUGACUUUACAUUCACUCGAUCUGUGGCCUGAUUUGCCGCAAGUCCAGCAUGUAUCUCCAAAAUUCUUUUUUGGUGACCUUUUAAAUCUUUUCUUUUUAUAAGGCUUAUCUACGUUCUUCUUUUUCCUAUAAUGGGUUUUAGAAGUAGCAGAUUUUUUUGCUAAUUUGCCACAACUCCUGCUUUCGUUUUCUGUUGCUUUUCACACCAGCUUGAGCUUCUCUGUUGGAAAGAUGCGUAUACCACUUUGAACAGCAAUGCGGAUUGUAUUUAGAUCUUGUGAGGCUUCAACAAAGGUUCUUUUCGUAAUAUCUUGUCUCUGAUAUGUCUAGUGAUUUCUUUGGUGGUAUGGGUUUCGCCAGAUUUGUACUUUACUGUUCCCUUAUCUCUAUGGGUGCAGCCAUUGGGUCUUACCGAGCUUUGCAUUCCUUUCACCGUGCGGCCUUGUCUGCCCAUUUGUGUUGAGGUUUCUUUAGUUCAGGAUUUUAUGAGUAUGAGUUUUUCAAUCCAGCUUUCUUCCUAAUCAGAGUGGUUCUCUUCUCUCUUUGUCAAAGCCUGCUGUUAUGGGAGUUCUUAGCUAAAAUAGUUUUUCACUGCGUGCUGCACUGCCAUUUUUAGUUUAGUCCAGAUGCUUAUGUUUUUCUGUGAUCCAACUGAUUAGGUCGAUGUUUGAUGGUGGUUAUGGACACCUGAUAAAUACUCAAAACUCAAUUCUGGAUAUUUUGAUAGCCCCCGUAAGUCCUACUCUGUUUUUGUGUUUUCGCUGCUUAUCUACUCUGCUUCUGUUAUCUUUUGUGUGUUAUGCCAGCUUGAUUUGUUUGUUGGGUGGAUGUGGUGACAGUUAAGAGGAUUCGAUUCGGAUAUUUGCAAGGCUGGUGUCCAGUUUGCGUUCCUGUACACCCCUGUUUCCUGGUCAUUUUUUUGCUUGCACUGCAAUCUGGAUAUCCCUUCUCUCUCUGUCAACACUCUUAACACUGCUGUUAUCCUCGUCUAAAAUAUUUUUUUCACUUGUGUGUUGUAUCCUGCUGCCAUCCUUAUUCUUUAGUCCAGAUGCUUAUGUUCUUUGGUGGUCCAACACUCCAACUGAUGAUAUCCCUGAUGGUUAUGGACGCAUGAUAAUUGAUAAGUAAUCUAACUCAAUUAAUUUUGGUUCUAUUGAUAGCCCUGCCUACAUUUGGUGUUCUCGGCUUCUCGCUUACUUAUCUUCUCUGCUUCCACUUUCUUUGGUUUAACACACCACUUGAUUUUGUUUGGUUGGAUGGAUGUUUGUAGACCACAUGGUGAUAAUGAUAGAUGGUUUGAUUGGGAAAUUUCGAAGUUCGGUAUUUUGGUUUCACAGUGUCCGUUGAGAGAAAAGGGAGUUUUCCAAUCUUGUCUGGCACCUCUAGCGAUCUCUUGUGUGGUAUGGGUUUUGCGAACUUUGUACUUAACUGCUCCCUUCUUUCUGUGCUUGCAGCCAUCAGGUCUUACGGACCUGUGAAUUCUUUUCUUGGAGCGACCUUGUUUGUAGAGAUUUGUUUGGAGGUUUCUUUAGUUCAGUCGUUUAUGAUUAUUGAGAUUUUCAAUUUAGUUUUCUUCCCUAAUGGCGCCCUUUUCUCUGUCCAAACUACUGUUGUAUGGAGGUUUCUCGACUAAGAUAAUAUUGUUCACUAGUGUGUUGUAUUCUGCUGCCAUGAAGUUUCUAGUCCAGAUGCUUACGCGUUCUUUGAUGAUCCAACUGGUGAGGUCUCUUGUGGUUAUGGACACCUGAUAAGUACUCGCGAUCAUCUUCUGAUAGCGCUGUAAAAUGCUCCUCCACUUCUUGUCUUCUAGCUACUUAUCUUCUCUGCUCUUUUGGUUAUCACGCCACUCGAUUUUUUGUUAUAUGGAUGUGUAGACCACUUGGUGACAGUAAUAGAGGUUUAGAUUUGGAAAUUUCAGAGGUUGGGAUCCAGUAUGCGUUCUCUGCACCCUCUUGGUCUUUUUGGUGCUUGCACUGCAAUCUGAAUGUUGCCAGUCUUUGACAAAAAGGGGGUUUUCAAUCUUGUCCAUGACAUCUCUAGUAAUUUCUUAGGUGGUAUGGGUUUCCUCGGCUUUGCACUUUAACUGCUCCCUUCUUUCCUUUGCUUGCUGCCAUGAGCAGUUAAAGGAGCCAUCAUAUUUGUCCAUUUGAGCUGAGGUUUCUUAGGUUCAGUCUUUUAUGAGUAUCGAGAUUUUCAAUUCAGUUCUCUUCCAUAAUGGCUCCCUUUUUCUCUUUGUUGAAACUAUUGUUGUUUUGAAGUUUCUCAACUAAGAUAAUAUUUUUUAUACCAGUGUGUGUUGUAUGUUCCGCUGCCGUGAAGUUUUAACUCCAGAUGCUUAUGUUCUUUGAUGAUCCAAUCGAUGAGGUCUCUCUUAUGGUUAUGGACGCCCGGUAAGUACUCGGUCAAUUUCGGAUCUUUUGAUAGUGACGUGAAGUGUCUACCUUUGGUCUUCUAGCUCUACUUAGUUUCUCCAUUUUUCUUUUAUUUGUCAUGCCAUUUGUCUGUUCGUUUUCGUUGGAUGGAUGUGUAGAUCAUAUGGUGACAGUAACAGAGGUUAAAAUCUGGAAAUUUCAAAGGUUGGUAUCCAGUAUGCCUUCCUCUGCACCCUCUGGUCUUUUGGUGCUUGCACUGCAAUCUUGAUAUUGUCAGGGCUUUGACAAUAAGGGGGUAAAAGGGGUUUUUCGUUCUUGUCUAUGGGACCUCUAGUAUUUUCUUAGGUGGUUGGGUUUCGUCAGCUUUGUACUUGACUGUUCCCUUUUUUCUGUUGCAGCCAUUUGGUUUUAUAGAGCAGUGAAUUAUUCUUUUUUGGAGCGGCCCUGUUUGUGCAUUUGUGUUGAGGUGUCUUUAGUUCAGUUUUUUAUGGGCAUCGAGAUUUUCAAUUCUGUUUUCUUGCCUGAUAGCUUCUGUUUCUCUUUGUCAAAACUACUGUUGUAUGUUGACAGUUCAGAAUUAAAUUUGGUAUUUGCAAGGUUGAUGCCCAGUAUGCUUUCAUGUACACCCUGUUUCUUGGUCAUCUUGGUGCUUGCACUGCAAUCUUGAUAUUAUCAGGCUUCGAUGGACGGGUUUCUCAAUCUUUUCUGGCAUUUUGUAGUGAUUUCCUAGGUUGUUGAGCUUUGCACUAAACUUAUCCCUUCUUUCGGUGCUUGCAGUUGGUGGGUCUUACGAGCAGUGAAUCCUUCUUUUCAUGGAGUGGCCUUGUUUGUCAAUUUUGGUUGAGGUUUCUUUAUUAAUGCUUUUAAUGAUUAUGUAGAUUUUCAAUUCAGUUUCCUUCCCUAGUAAGAGUGGUUCCCUUAUCUCUUUGUCAACUCCUCAUUUAAAAUUACUUUUUCACUAGCGUCUUGUAUUCUGCUGCCGUCUUUAUUUUUCAAGUCCAGAUGCUUAUGUUCUUUGGUGAUUUAACUGAUGAGAUCCCUGAUGGCUAUAGACACGUAUAAGUACUCUUAACACAAUUAAUUUUGGAUCUUUUGAUAGCCCUGUAAAGUAAAAACCGAAUCUUGAUUUUGUUCGGUUGGAUAGAUGUUUGUAGACCACAUGGUGAUAGUGAUAGAUGGUCUGAUAUUUCGAAGUCUGUGCGUCAAAGAAAGGGAGUUUCCCAAUCUUGUCUGGCACCUCUACUGAUCUCUUGUAUGGUAUGGGUUUUCCGAACGUUGCACUUAACUGGGCUUAUGGACCAGUGAAUUCUUCUUCCUUCUUUCUGUUCUUGCAGCCAUUGGGGCUUAUGGACCAGUGAAUUUUUCUUUUCAUGGAGCCGACCUUGUUUGUUGGGAUUUGUUUGGAGGUUUCUUUAGUUCAGUUAUGAUUAUUGAGAUUUUCAAUUCAGUUUUCUUCCCUAGUGGCGCCCUUUUCUCUUUGUCCAAACUACUAUUUUAUGGAAGUUUCUUGACAAAGAUAACAUCGUUCACUAGUGUGUGUUGUAUUCUGCUGCCAUGAAGUUUUAGUCCAGAUGCUUAUGUUCUUCGAUGAUCCAACUGAUGAGGUCUCUUAUGGUUAUGGACACGUGAUAAGUACUCGCGAUCAUCUUCUGAUAGCGCUGUAAAGUGCUCCUCCACUUUUGGUCUUCUAGCUACUUAUCUUCUUUGCUCUUUUGGUUAUCACGCCACUCGAUUUUUGUUGUAUGGAUGUGUAGACCACAUGGUGAGAAUAAUAGAGGUUAAGUUUUGGAAAUUUCAAAGGUUGGGAUCGAUUAUGGGUUCUCGGCACCCUCUUGGUCUUUUUGGUGCUUGCACUGCAAUCUGGAUAUUGUCAGGCUUAACCAAAAAGGGGGUUUUCAAUCUUGUCUAUGGCAUCUCUGGUGAUUUCUUAGGUGUUAUGGGUUUCAUCGACUUUGCACUUAACUGUUACCUUCUUUCCUUUGCUUGCAGCCAUGAGCAGUGACUUCUUCUUUUCGUGGAGCGAUCAUGUUUGUCUAUUUGGGCUGAGGUUUCUUUAGUUUAUUCUUUUAUGAGUAUCGAGAUUUUCAUUCAGUUCUCUUCCCUAAUGGUCCCUUUCCCAGCUAGGAUAAUAUUCUCACCAGUGUUAUAUUCUGCUGCGAUGAAGUUUUUACUCCAGAUGCUUAUGUUCUUCGAUGAUUCAACCGAUGAGGUGUGUCUUAUGGUUAUGGACACCCGAUAAGUACGGCCAAUUUUGGAUCCUUGGAUAGCGCCGUGAAGUGUCCCUCUACCUUUGGUCUUCUAUCUGUAUUUUCUGUUGGUUAUCAUGCCACUUGUCCGCUCUUUUUUCUUGGAUGGAUGUGUAGAUCAUAUGGUGACGGUAACAAAGGUUGAGAUUUGGAAAUUUCGAAGGUUGGUACCAAUAUGCGUUCCUUUGCACCCUCGUGGUCCUUUUGGUGCUUGCACUGCAAUCUGGAUUUGUCCGUGCUUCGACAAAAAGGGGGUUUUCAAUCUGGAUUUGUCCGUGCGCCGUGAAGUGUCCCUCUACCUUGGUCUUCUAUCUCUAUUUUCUGUUGGUUAUCUCGCCACUUGUCUUCUCUUUUUGUUGGAUGGAUGUGUAGAUCAUAUGGUGACGCUAACAUAGGUUGAGAUUUGGAAAUUUCGAAGGUUGGUAUCCAAUAUGCGUUCCUCUGCACCCUCGUCACAAUCUGGAUUUGUCCGUGCUUCGACAAAAAGGGGGUUUUCAAUCUUGUCUAUGGCAUCUCUAGUGAUUUCUUAGGUGGUAUGGGUUUCCUUGACUUUGCACUUAACUGUUCCCUUCUUUCCUUUGCUUGCAGCCAUGAGCAGUGACUUCUUCUUUCCGUGGAGCGAUCAUGUUUGUCUAUUUUAGCUGAGGCUUCUUCAGUUCAUUUUUUUAUGAGUAUCGAGAUUUUCAUUCAGUUCUCUUCCCUAAUGGUCCCAUUUCACUUGUUGAAACUACUGUUGUAUUGAAGUUUCUCAGCUAGGAUAAUAUUCUCACCAGUGUGUUAUAUUCUGCUGCGAUGGAAGUUUUAACUCCAGAUGCUUAUGUUCUUCGAUGAUUCAACUGAUGACGGUAACAAAGCACUUGUCUCUUCUUUCUGUGCUUGCAGCCAUUGGGUUCUACAGAGCAGUGAAUUGCCCUUUUUUGGAGUCAUGGGUCUCAUAGAGCAGUGAAGUACUCUUUUCAUGGAGCGGGCCUUGUUUGUCCACGUCUGUUGGUGUUUCUUUCGUUCAGUCUUCUAUGAGUAUCAAGAUUUUCAGUUCAGUUUUCUUCCCUAAUCAGAGUGCUUCCCUUCUCUUCUUUGUCAAAACUGUUGAUGUAUGGAGGUUCAACUUAUGUAGGUUUUUUUGUAUAUAUUAAGAAAAGGAGAAAGCUUAGGACCAAGCUGGUGCUUAGACCUUACAGAAAUUUGUGAUCUUUCUAACAAAAACACAUUCUGCUGCCAUUUUUAGUUUUUGGUCUAAAAAAAACCUAAUGUAGUUUCUGUGCUUGCAGCUGUUGGGUCUUAUAGAGCAGUGAAUUCUCUUCACGGAGCUCCUCGCUUGUUAGAUCUCUAGUGAUUUGCUUGGAGGUUUCCUCCUUAAUCAGAGUGGUUCCCUUCUCUCUGUCAGAACUGCUGUUUUAUGGAAGGUCUCAACUAAGAUUAUUCUUUUCACAAUUGUGUAUAAUAUAUUUUCUGCCAUUCUUAGCUACUAGUCCAGAUGUUUAUGUUCUUCAAUUAUCCAAGUGUUGAGAUCUCUUACCUGUCUUACAGGUAUGGACAUCUCAUUAGUAAAACUCAAUUCUGGGUCUUUUUAUAGUGUACAGUGCUCCUUUACCUUUGGUGUUCUCGCACUUCUUCUCUGCUUGCGUGCUUUUAUAAUCACACAAGCUUGAUUUUGUUUGUUGGGUGGAUGGAUGUGUAUACCACAUAGUGAACGCUAAUGAGGAGUAAAUUUGAGAAUUGCAGAUGAUGUUCCAGUAUAAGUUGUUGUGCGUGCUGUUUCUUGGUCUUUUUGGUGCUUGCAUUGUGAUCUGGUUAUUGUCAGGCUUCUAGAAAAGGGGUUUCUUUUCAAUCUUGUCUCUUGUAUCUGUAGAUUUUCUACCUUGGGUUUCGCCAGCGUUUCACUUGACUGUUCCCUUUCCAUGCUUGUAGCUGCUGGGUCUUAGAGCUGCGAAUUCUACUUCUCAUGGAGCGGCUUGUUUGUCAAUUUGUGUUGAGGUUUCUGUAGUGCAUGCUUCAGUGAGUUAAGUAGUUUAUUUUCUUAGGAAAAUUUGACAUGUCCAUGGUUGCUUCCUUACAUGGAGCCGGGUAUAUGAUCAUUGUUAUUCAAUUGUUGGUUCUCUUAUUGGGUGAUUUAGAUCCAUAACCUAGUGCUUGUAUUUAGAUUUCAUCUGUUUUGAUCAAUCAAUUUCUAAAAGCGAAGGGUUUAGACUGCUCAUGAUUUUUGA
This is a messenger RNA of Lycium barbarum (goji berry), 11191 nucleotides long. RefSeq names its product pentatricopeptide repeat-containing protein At1g74630. The transcript is spliced from 5 exons. Bases 48 to 2276 code for a protein of 742 amino acids. Lineage: Eukaryota; Viridiplantae; Streptophyta; Magnoliopsida; Solanales; Solanaceae. The record is from RefSeq and is a predicted model, not a curated record. Gene Ontology annotation, molecular function: zinc ion binding; protein binding; RNA binding. Gene Ontology annotation, biological process: RNA modification.